AUGGCUCGCUACAAUCCCCUGGCCUUUACGUCUGGUCCCGUCGUCUUUUUCAUCACCAUCACGUACACUGCCCUCUUGAUAGCCCUGCUCCUUACCCAUCUCACGCUGCCCAGCUAUCCUUCUCAUCCACCCCUAGGCAUCAAUCUCACUCAAGCUUGGUCCGAUCUUGAGCACAUUACACGAGAAUUUCACCCCUACAACAGCCAUGCUAAUGACAAUGUGCGCGCCUACUUGCUCUCUCGCAUAGAGCACAUGAUGGCCUCAAAGAAGCUCGGCAGUGAUCAGGUGCAGAUUAUAGAUGACAACAUUUCCAAUGCCACCUUCUCCUCCGGCAACACGACAGUCUACUUUGAAGGUACCAACCUCAUCGUUGCUGUACGUGGAUCUCACGAUGACCAAGCAUUCAACGACAGAAACCGCCGUCCCGAUAAUGGAGGCGUCCUUGUCAACGCCCACUACGAUUCUGUAAGCAGCGGCUACGGUGCCACUGAUGAUGGCGUUGGCGUUGUCUCUGUCUUGCAGCUUCUCUCUUUUUUCACAGAACCCAAGAAUUGGCCAAAGAGAACAGUCGUCCUCCUCUUGAACAAUGGCGAGGAAGACUUUUUGAAUGGAGCCAAGGCUUUCAUGCGCCAUGACAUCUCUCAGGUUCCGCAUACAUUUGUUAAUCUCGAGGGUGCUGGAGCAGGUGGUCGCGCAGCAAUGUUCCGGAGCACAGAUACGCAUGUAACUCGAUUCUACCGCAAAUCUGAACAUCCCUUUGGAACAGUCGUCAGCGGCGACGGCUUCAAAAAAGGUCUCGUCAGGAGCGAGACGGAUUACAAGGUCUUUUUCGAAGAACUGGGCCUUGCAGGCCUGGACAUUGCCUUCAUCGAGCCGAGAGCAAAAUACCACACAAUCGAGGACUCAACACGCGAAACCUCGCUCAACUCGGUCUGGCACAUGCUGUCUGCGGCAAUUGCUACGACCUCGGGACUUGCCGCCGAUACCAGCACGCCUGAUCGUGAGUCUCAUGACGACGCCGUGUGGUUUGACAUUUUUGGCAAAGUCUUCAUUGUUUUCCAAUUGCAUACUUUCUUUGCCCUUUGCGUCACCUUGUUGGUGGUGGCACCAUUGACAUUGAUUGGCCUUGCCUGGUCUCUCCACAAGGCUGACAGAAACUACCUCUUUGCACGCAAGGCAUUCGUAUACUCGGCUGACGAUGAUGAACCGAUACAUUUAUACGGAUGGCGUGGAUUCUUCCGGUUUCCCAUCGCCUUUGGCAUUGCCACGUCUAUUGUUGUCGGUCUUGCCAUGAUGUUGUCCGCCUGGUUUGCCGUUUCCUGGUUCCUCUUGCAUGGAGCCGAUGCGAUGCGACCCUCUGCACUGCAGCGUAUGUAUUCUUUACUUUGGCUUUUCAUCGGUUCUUUUUGUCUACUUGUCUUUUUCACUAUUCUCGCAAAUAAUCAUCAAGUCGCUGCCGGGUAUCCCUCAUUGUUCUGCUUUGCGACAGUCUUUUUGGCCAACGUUUUGUCUUUCUUGGAACUGUUUUUGGCUCCACCCAAAUCUGCCUAUGCAUGGAAUGUACAUCAAAAUGCAGAUGGAGGUAGUCGACCGCUCACUAGCAGUGCAACUGCUGCACGGUCCGACAAUCGGGCCACCACAGACGAUGACGCAACUGAAACGACUUCACUGUUGAGCGGCAAUCGUCGCAGCUUUGCGCGGCACGACGCUGGUAGACGCGACGCAAUAAAUGAGGGAGCUAACAGUCAAGAGCCGGAGUCACGCCGACGGCUAGAUCUUGGGCAGCCGCAUUCUGGAGAACAAGAGUGGAGUGGGAAAUUGCCAAGUUGGAUCUGGAUCGUGCAAUUCUCAUUGCUCGCGCCCAUGAUCGUCAUCCUGGUUGGGCAAAUCGCCUUGUUGCUGACUUCGGCCCUAUACCAAACACCAUCUGAUGGCAACUCACCUCUAUACAUCUAUACGUCGAUUGCCGCGCUCGCCGUAUUCCUCGUCGCACCCAUUGGACCGUUCAUCCAUCGCUUCACCCAUCACGUCCCCACAUUUUUAUUUUUGUUAUGUGUUGCAACGACAAUUUAUAACCUCGUUGCCUUUCCAUUUAGUGAGCAACACAAGCUCAAGGUAUACUUUGUUCAGCGGGUCGACUGUGACACGGGUGUCAACACGGUAUCCCUGACCGGACUGGACGGAUAUGUGCAGCGCAUUGCAGGUAAUAUGCCGAGUGCACAGCAAAGUUCACUAAACUGCAGUACGCCGGACAUCGUGACGCGCAAAGAAUUGCGCAUGUGCGAAUGGGAGGGUCUCCAUCCUAAUGUUGUCUCUCCAACCUCACAAUACAGCAACAAGACUCGUGCCACCGACUGGAUCGACUAUGAGAUCUUCCACGAUGAUAGCAAUAACAGAGGGCGCAGGUAG
Plenodomus lingam JN3 is the source of this 2409-nucleotide messenger RNA. NCBI's taxonomy places the organism in Eukaryota, Fungi, Ascomycota, Dothideomycetes, Pleosporales, Leptosphaeriaceae. The record is from RefSeq and is a predicted model, not a curated record.